AUGCUGCAGCUGCUCAAGAAUCAGGUGGUGACAUCUGUGGCGAAGCAGCAAGUUGAAAUCAGGCAGCUGGAGCUUGACUGGUAUACAAACAAUUACUGGACGCUGUCACAGCAGGCGGCGCUGUUGGCUGGAUUUGCCUUUUCGCAGAUCACCACUUCCUUGCCUGAGCACCUGCCUUUUGCGCUGGAGGCCUCUUAUUUGUUGCUGGCCGCAUUAUCUUUGGGUUUGCAACUAUGCGUCAUAAUAACAACUACAUUUUGCUGCAUGUGGGGCCCUGGGCUGGCCCUGCGGGGCCCCGACGGGGUGCGGUCAGUGGACGAAGCUGUAGAUAAGAUGAAAGGCGAACAAGGAGUGGUAUUUUUUUUGUUUGUGUUGGGCACCGUUUGCUUUUUUGUUUCCAACGUGCUGCUGCUGUGGUGCUACUUCGAAAGCAACGUUGCUGCUGCUUCCAGCCUGUUCAUGGGCGGCUUCGUGCUGCUGAUCAUUUACUACUCUGUCACCCUCACUUACCAGCUGCGGGUCAGAGAAACUGAAGCAGUAGAAGGCAACAUAGACGCUCUGCGGGCUUACGGAAACAUCACAGACUUGGACGCCUGCUACGCCGCGAGAGUGCCGCAAGUCGAUGCUGCAGCAGACGCAGCAGCAGCAGCUGCUGCAGCAGAAGCCGCAGCAGGCAGACGUGGCACCUCCUUCAGGCCCCAGCACCCAAUGGGAAUGGAACCAGUAUAUGUAGGAACCCCAGAAGAAGCUAUUGAGGGGACUCCCCAGGGAUUUCUAGGCACGAUCCUAGAGCUCUUUGAUUGGGAUUAA
This is a messenger RNA of Eimeria necatrix, 810 nucleotides long. RefSeq lists its product as hypothetical. Lineage: Eukaryota; Apicomplexa; Conoidasida; Eucoccidiorida; Eimeriidae. The coding region runs from base 1 to 810 and encodes 269 amino acids. The transcript has 3 exons. The record is from RefSeq and is a predicted model, not a curated record.